Molecule: messenger RNA, 889 nt
Organism: Fimicolochytrium jonesii
Lineage: Eukaryota; Fungi; Chytridiomycota; Chytridiomycetes; Spizellomycetales; Powellomycetaceae
Product: 60S ribosomal protein I1-a
Exons: 4
Coding region: 55-708 (217 amino acids)
Biological process (GO): translation
Cellular component (GO): large ribosomal subunit
Molecular function (GO): structural constituent of ribosome; RNA binding
Source: RefSeq, a predicted model, not a curated record
CUGGGUUUUCGGCCUUCACGAAUCAAGCAGAGAUUCAGCAAAGCAGCAGCAACCAUGAGCAAGAUUCAAGCCAGCGGCGUCCGUGCCGCCACCCGUGAGUUGCUCACCUUCUCCACGGAGGAGAAGCCCCGUAAGUUCGUUGAGACCGUCGAGCUCCAGAUUGGUCUCAAGAACUACGACCCCCAGCGUGACAAGCGUUUCUCUGGAACCGUCAAGCUCCCCAAUGUGCCCAAGCCCAAGAUGAAGCUUUGCAUCUUGGCUGACCAGCACCACAUCGACCAGGCCAAGGCCAUCGGCCUCGAGUUCAUGUCGGUUGAGGACUUGAAGAAGUUGAACAAGAACAAGAAGCUGAUCAAGAAGCUCGCCAAGAAGUACGACGCUUUCCUCGCUUCCGAAGUCUUGAUCAAGCAGAUCCCCCGUCUCCUCGGUCCCGGUCUGUCCAAGGCCGGAAAGUUCCCCACCCCGGUCUCCCACAACGACAACUUGGAGGACAAGGUCACUGAGAUCAAGUCCACCAUCAAGUUCCAGUUGAAGAAGGUUCUUUGCCUUGGUGUCGCCGUCGGUCACGUCCAGAUGACUGAGGACCAGCUUGUCAACAACACUAUGUUGGCCAUCAACUUCCUUGUCAGUUUGUUGAAGAAGAACUGGCAGAACGUGAAGUCCCUCUUCAUCAAGUCCUCCAUGGGCAAGCCCGUCCGUGUGUACUAGAUGAUGCUUAUGGGACUUGGGAGCCACGCUCCAUGCGCUUGGGAAAGGGUUUGCGCUGAAACUCAGAAAAAACUCUAUCUGCAGCGUACCAAGGCGCCGCGCAUCCUCAUGGGGAUGUUGCGGUCGUCAUUUGGGAGCUGAAUCUCUGCUCAAAUAAUAGUAAAUAUAUUGUUUCAAAAAA